Phytomonas sp. Hart1 is the source of this 2448-nucleotide messenger RNA. The record is from the annotation of a GenBank genome assembly. Lineage: Eukaryota; Euglenozoa; Kinetoplastea; Trypanosomatida; Trypanosomatidae.
AUGGAGUCUGAUAUUGGGCUUGUUCAUGUGACGAACUACCAUGGCACACGUAACAAUAUGCACGGCACCAGCAGUAGGGCGAUCGGUGACUCCGACUACCAGUUGGAAGAACAUCUCUCUGAUGAGGCGGCAGAUAUCGGCUCUCUAACCAAAAGUUUUGUCUCAGAGUUCCGAAUCAAAAACAACUUCCUCUACAUGGACAUGCUGCGCGGGAACCUGGCAGCAGGUCUGUUCUUUAUCGAGGUGCAGAUGUCCCACCUCCAGCAGUACAGCGGGACACUUUCCGGUGUUGUGCAGUACUCCCCAACUCGCACGCUACCACGGAUGGAACACGCCAUCUGUGAGCUUGCGCAGACAUAUAAGCUCUUCCCCCGCUUUGCGCGCCAGGGCUUAAUCCAGGUCCAGCUUUUCUGGGGGAUCCCGCCGACGGCCUUGCGGAGCCUUGCGCAGGCAGCUGUAGCCCAGCUUGUCUGCGUGAGCGGGAUUGUAAUCAAGACAAGCGCCGCACAUGCGCGCUGUGUGCGGGCGGCGAUCCAGUGUACGAGCUGCCGAAGCCAAACCGUCAUCGCCGGCGGCGGCCGCGGUGUGGAGCUUCCGCCGCACUGUCUCGACAAUGGCGGCGCUCGGCCAGGCGCGCGCUGCCGGCCCCACCCCUAUGUCCUCCUCCCUGCCGCCUGCGAGUUUGAGGAUCAGCAGCUGCUGAAGCUACAGGAGCUCCCCGAGGACGUCCCGACAGGGGAGCUGCCGCGACAGCUCGGUGUCGUUGUCGAUCGCUAUUUAGUGGACCGGGUCAGCCCGGGCGCGCGCGUGCAGGUCGCCGGCGUCGUCGCCGUGCAAGAACGCCGCGGGGGGAUCGCGGGGAGCUCGCGCCGGGGCACCAGCCGCGUGACUGCCGGGCUCCGCGCGCAGUACCUCCGGGGUGUCGGCCUGAUGUUCCACUCCGGUGGUGACGUCCCUGCUGGAGCGGCGGUCGUCAGUGUGAACGAAAACUUCUCCUCGCGAGUCCGUUCGAGAUCGGCGUUAGUCUGGCAACCAGAGGAAGAAGCCCUCUUUAAAGCCUUUGCAAAAAGCGGUAACGUGUACGAGACGCUUUCCCGCAGCAUCGAUCCCGCAAUUUUCGGACUCAACGAUCAGAAGAAGGCCAUUGUGUGUCUUCUCUUUAGUGGAACCCGGAAACGGCAGGGGAACAACUACUUGCGCGGGGAUAUGAAUGUGCUCUUCAUCGGGGACCCCUCUACCGCCAAGUCGCAGCUGCUGAAGUAUACAGAAAAGGUGGCACCGAUUGGUAUUUACACCUCGGGCAAGGGAAGCAGCGCGGCGGGUCUGACGGCCUCCGUCAUUUCGAACGGCAACGGUGAUUUCGUGCUGGAAGCGGGUUCGAUGGUUCUGGCGGAUGGCGGCGUCAUCUGCAUCGAUGAAUUUGAUAAGAUGCGCGAUCAAGACCAGGUCGCCAUUCAUGAGGCGAUGGAGCAGCCGACCAUCUCCAUCGCAAAGGCAAACCUAACAACGAUGCUGAACAGUCGCACAUCGGUUCUGGCCGCGGCCAACCCGACGCUGGGUAGCUAUGACCCACUACGCUCAAAUGAAGAUCAGAUGGACUUUCAGAGCGCUAUCCUGUCCCGUUUUGAUCUGAUUUUCAGGAUCAUCGACCCUCAUAACCCUGAGGUCGAUAGCCGUCUUGCACAUCACGUCGUAAAUCUGCAUAGAACGGGCAGACGAGGUCCAAAGGACGGAGGGGCUGACAACGCGAUCGGGCUGGGCCCCACAAGCAAUCUGGCGAACGAAACCGUGAAAACGGUGGAUGGUAUCACUCCGAAUGGCGUCGUGGAUCGGCUUUUCUUUACCAAAUACAUCUCUUACGCACGUGCCACCUGCCACUCUGUCAUCUCUGAGGACGCAAUGACGGUGCUUCUGGACUUUUAUGUACAGGUUCGCCGCGACGUGCAUCGGCAGACCCUCGAGACACUAUCCUCAUCCUCACCUUCGCUUUCCGGUGGUGGCGUAAGUUCGAAUCCGUCUAGCAAGGGUGGUGCUGGAUUUGGUGGCGCUAAGCCGCAAAUGCCGAUCAUACAAAUCACUGCCCGUCAACUCGAGAGUCUCGUGCGCAUCACGGAAUCCCUGGCAAAGAUGCGCUUAGACGUCCUCGCAACACGUAUGGACGCCGAGGAAGCUAUACGCCUGUUUAAAUUUUCGACCGUAGAUGCAAUUCACAGCCGAGCUGCCGAUCAAAUAUUGACAGAAGCCCAGGGUCAGGUCAUUUUGCGCAUUGAGGAGGCUCUUCGGCGUCGCCUGACGCUUGGUGCGACCGUUGAGUACCGCCGCUUGAUCUCUGAGAUGGUUCGGAUGGGCCUUGAUGGCAAAAUGGUAGACCGGGCGUUGUACGCCAUGACGAAGCGGGAGGAGCUGGAGUGGCGUAAGCAGCGGACGCUGCUCUAUCGCGUUCGAUGA